Adineta ricciae is the source of this 474-nucleotide messenger RNA. NCBI's taxonomy places the organism in Eukaryota, Metazoa, Rotifera, Eurotatoria, Adinetida, Adinetidae. The record is from the annotation of a GenBank genome assembly.
AUGUAUCUUGUCUUCUUUCAUUUUGGUACUAUUUUACCCACAAUACCCAUCAUGUGUCGAAUAUGGUGGUUGAUUGAUUAUGGUUUUUAUUGUGGACAGAUUAUUCUCAUGUCCUGGUUAGCCAUCGAGAGACACAUUCUGAUCUUCUAUGAUCAAUGGAUCUCUAAUCGACGUCCUUGGAAUGUAGGAAUCCAUCGGUGGUCUAAACAACGACGAAUGAUCAUUCAGUUAACUUUAGUUUCUGCUCUCGAUGUCUCUCUCAACACUCCGAUUUUCUUCAUUCCACUUCUUCGUCGAUUUGGAUUACCAUCUGACUUUGGUAUUCAACCUGAGCUUUAUUUCUUCUACUUUGGUUAUUUCGUUGUGUUUCUGUUUCCAUUUGCAUCUUUAUGUCAAUAUCCGGAUUUACGCAGAACGCUGAAACGGAAACUGUGCUUAGUAUGUGAACGAUCGCAUCGAAAAGUUCUGGCUUAG